Molecule: messenger RNA, 468 nt
Organism: Corticium candelabrum
Lineage: Eukaryota; Metazoa; Porifera; Homoscleromorpha; Homosclerophorida; Plakinidae
Exons: 3
Coding region: 1-468 (155 amino acids)
Source: RefSeq, a predicted model, not a curated record
AUGGGGUGGCCAUCCUCACACGGAGACUUCCGUUCCCUUCGCCCACGCCCAGAUUCCCCUGAUCAGUACGGCAAACAACCAAGAGCGGCCACUUGGUCUCUAUCAAAAGCAACCGAGAACGUGAAGUUCAAGCCCAACAAGAAGGAAAACGAGGGCGCCCAACGACAGCUAAGCGUGAUCGAAUUUCGUGGCCAACAAAAGGCCGUCAAGUUUGUUGAGCAAACGAACGGUGAAGAUCGUGCAGUUCCAGUAUACCAAGCCCUCACUCAGUUCGACAGGACAUAUUCCGUCAAGAUGUGCUUGAGUGGCGUCUCUUUGCUUUUAUUCACUUUCCUACAUGGAGCUUCAAGUGCAGGUGAGCGACUUGCAACGAGCACUGUACGUUCUUUGGACAACAUGAGUAUUGAAGUGUCGCCUAGAUUUGGACUCCAGUGUUACUUUGACUCCAGCGAACGGUGUUGUAUAUAG